AGAGGGCGGGCCGCGCCGCCAUCUUGCGGGAGGGCAGUCGGUGGCGCCUGCGUGCUGGCGCGGGGAGCUGUGCCUGCCCUCUACGGCGUGGGAGCGAUGGGGCUGGGGCAGAACUCCGGCGUGCGGGUUGAAUGGAUUGCUGCAGUCUCCUUAGCUGCUGGAGCAGCUGCUGUUGGGUAUCUGGCUUACAAAAAAUUUCUCUCUAAAGACAAAUGCUGCAAAGCAAUGGUGAAUCUCCAUAUCCAGAAGGAUAAUCCCAAGGUAGUCCAUGCAUUUGAUAUGGAAGAUCUGGGAGACAAGGCUGUGUACUGUCGUUGUUGGAGAUCUAAGAAGUUCCCGCUGUGUGAUGGCUCUCACACAAAGCAUAACGAGGAAACUGGCGACAACGUUGGGCCUCUGAUCAUCAAGAGGAAGGAGGCAUAGAGUGGACAGCAGAAGCUAUAAAACGAAUGUCUGACAAAUCCUCUGCUCACUUGUAAUUGGGGGAAAAACCACAAAUUCUUUGUCAUGUCACUGAAGACUUUCCAGUGUAGUAUAUACAUCAGGCUUCAGCAUGUGUAUUUUCUCGGAUGCUUGUCUUGUUUUAAUCACUACAAUGCAUAAUUUGCUAAAUAGUCAUGGUUUAAAUCUUUUGUCCUGUAAAGUGUGUGUACCCUCUCAUUGAGUAUGAAGCUAAAAUGACGCACAGAAUGUUCUUUGUCAGAAAAUAGGUAUUAAAUUAUUUUCAAAUACAUGUGUACUACUCUGAGGCUAUUCAGCAGAAAGUGUGUUCAAAACAUAGAUCUUAAAACUCUAGAGAGGUACUGAAGAUAUAGGUCUGGGUAAAUUUCUGUGUAAAAGGCAGUGGCAGGAAAGAAAUCAUGGUGCCAAAAUGCAGCUUAACCUUUGAUUAUGUUGCAUUUUCCGCAGGUGUCACUUUUGGCCUGUUACACUGCUGUUCUGUGUGGCUUCUGUAAAACAAAUGUAAAGCAGCAAACUAUGAACAGAAAACAUAAAAGGCUUAUAGCAAGAUGGGGCUAAAGGGCAACUUUACCUUUGAUUUUACAGCAGUGUUGAAACUUGACUCUACUGCCAUACGGUAUCAAGAACUAACUACCCAAAUGCAGACCUGUAUUUAGAGUAGGAUUAGGAAGAUGGUCUGUGUGAGGGCUUUCCUAACGGACAAGUGGAAUGAUACGAACUGCUCAGAGAGAGGGCAGGGUGGGCAGGGUUGUCUUUGCUGCUAGAAAGCCUUAGUUUCACUUGCUAUCUCUAGCAGUGAAGCUAACUUCCCCAGACCAGAGGACACUUCUGUGGGGGAGGUUAUGCUGGUUUAUUCCAGAAGCUAAAAUAAAAAACUAAAACCCCACCCAUCGUUACUGUCGGCUUCAUCAUUGCUCUGGCUGGUUCCGGAGGACUCUCCCCACUGUGGAGGGAGGAGGCACACCUUUCUUACUAAGUGGCCUUAGGCUCCAUGUGUCUUAACUAACUCCUGCCUCCCUGGGCUAACUGUUAAUGUGGUUCAGCUAAUUUUACCAAAAGAACUGACAGGGCAAGGAAAGGCUUGGAGGACAGCUAGAAACAAGGGGGGAAGGAAGGAUGAGACAAGGAGAGCUCUUAUCCCCCUUUUGUAUGGCACUUGUCUGCCUUGUCUGACACAGUUGCAUUAAUGGCUAUUGUGUUGGUUUCCAUAAAUUAAAUAGCUCUGAUUUAUUAACAUGCAAAUGACUACAAAGCAAAACCCAAAGAGUGGGGUGGCAGAGGGCAGUUUUGUAUUAAACAUUAGUGUAAUUGCAGCUUGUGUAAGAUGGAGCUCUUGAUGACCUGGGACAGAGAGACUACCUCAGAGCUAGAGGAAAGGCCUUUUCAUGAAGCUGACAUUUUAACCUGCACCCUUAAGGACCAGAUGAUCAGGGCAGCAGAGGUUUAAUUUCAUUUUUCUUUGAAGGGUGUGGUUGGUUGACAGGUUUAAGAUUGAAGAUGACGUUUUGCAUAAUCUCGAUGUGAGACUUUCAGCGGCUGAGGUCUUGACUGAGCGCUCUGAACUUUGGCAGAAGGCACAAAAAGUAGAGAAGGUGGCACAGAGGUAGAGAAGGAGGGAUUGCAGAGUGCUGCAGCGGGGGCAGCUACAGUCUGAGAGAGACCUCUGCUUGUAGAAGUUCCAGUCAACUAUAUUUAGUUUCUGUCUUCCCGUUUUGACUGUACAGGUACUUGAUAUUUUUUACUUGGCCAAGUACUGAUGCAUAUGGAAGUUGUUUUAACCUUAAAUUAUACAUUGCUUUUAUCUAAAAGGAAGUUAUUUCUGUAUUACUAGAACACGACACUGGGUAUUUCUGUAUUUUUGUCAAGUACACAUUUGAGCUCAUCUUAAUCUCGAGGUUGUGACGUCUGUGUUAUCUCAUGGCUGUGCUGUUUCUUUCAAGGGAUAGUUACACUGUGAGUAGUGCUGUAUGCCAACGCUGCUGUAAUCAAAAACCUGUGUCUGGGUUGGGUUUUCCUUCUGAGACUUUUCCUGUUAGCAGCAAAGUCUGGCUGCUCUUGAAGGAAUAAAAUGUCACUGAGAACUGCAUUCACGUUCUGAGAGAUGAAGCCCUGAAGUUUCAGAUUACUCUCCCUGACUCAUAAAACUAUUUCAUGGAGUUUGCUAAUAAAACAUUUCCCGGAGUUUGGGCAUCAGGGAGGUGGGGUCCAUAAGUUUUUGUUCCUGGGAAGCAAAGAUGUAGGAGCUGAGUCUUUGCUGAUUGCAUCCUGGUGAGUUUGUUUUGGACAAGCGUGUCAUUUAUAAAUGUUGACACUAAGUGGUUAAAUAUUAUUUUGAUGCAUGUACAAUUUUCUAUAUUGUACCUAAAAGUUCCUGUUACUCAUGUAUUUGAGCUGUUUGAACAUGAUAACAAAGAGAGAUACUUGAAUUUGAGUAAACAAACUCGCCAGCGGUCUUGACGAGCGUCACAGAGACCACUUCUUUUUUUUUUUUCCUUAGUGCCAUAAGAGGUUAUCAUGUUCUGAUAGUCUGACUGCAUGCCUGUUCCAGGGUUUUCUGAAACCUCUGUUCUUUAGUGCUUCCCUCAAUCUCUAGAAUAUGAGCGAAUUGGUUAGAUCAUUGCCAAGUUUCUAACCAUAAAAAAAUUCUUCUGCCAAUGUGCAAUUUUCACAUCACGUUGAAACUCCUACAUGAAAAUGUGUUACAAAUCCUUCAUAUUGAAGCAGUGAAGGAUUCCUGUCCCAGGGUAAAACUGUAUUUCUGUUCUGCGUUGUUAUUUUUCAACAUGUAAGUGUUCAUUAGGAAAGUGAACAAAUUAAAGUACUGAUUCUGUGGUAA
Molecule: messenger RNA, 3298 nt
Organism: Phalacrocorax carbo (great cormorant)
Lineage: Eukaryota; Metazoa; Chordata; Aves; Suliformes; Phalacrocoracidae
Source: RefSeq, a predicted model, not a curated record